Molecule: messenger RNA, 736 nt
Organism: Prorocentrum cordatum
Lineage: Eukaryota; Dinophyceae; Prorocentrales; Prorocentraceae
Source: the annotation of a GenBank genome assembly
GCCGCCCACCCUGGGGGCAGGGCGCGCGCGCCGGGGAAGCGCCAUGACGGCGCAUGCUGUGCGGCGGCGCGGGCUCGGUUUCCACCGGCGCGCUGGCUGGGCCUUGCUGACCACGUGGGGUCUGCUGGCCCUGGUGGGGAUCCUCCGGAAGAGCGUCGGCUGCACAGGCUUUGUCGCCGCGGGCGCUCGCAGCGGCGGCUCAGCGAGGUCUGGCGCGACCCGGAGAGCGGCCGCUGGGAAGGUGACUACCACGGACAGCGAGGGCCGCCCCCGCUUCAGGGUCAGCGAGGCCGCGGCGGGCGAGGCGCCCGCCGAGGACGCGACGCCGACCUCACCGGCCGAGGACCUGUUCCGCGCGAGUGCGAGGAGGAAGAAGAGGCUGGGCGAGAUCCGGAACGAGCAGGACGAGAGGGAGGACGCCGCAGUGGAGGCCUUGAAGAAGGCCAUGACGUCGCGCGACAUAGAGGAGCUGGAGCUCGCCGUGAAGCAGGCGGAGGCGGCGGGCUUGAAGGCCUCUGAGACCCAGGACGCGAGGGCGAUCAUUGUACAGGAGAAGGGUGGCGGCCUCCUGUGGGUCAACCACGCGGGUCGGCGGUCCUUCGAGAUCGAGUGGGAGAAGGGUGACACCGUGGCAGACCUCAAGAAGGAGAUUGUCAGGGUGUCGAAGGUUCCCUUCGGCAUGCAGGUGCUGAAGUCUGGUGGUGCUGACCUGGGCGAGGACUUCAGAUAUUUGGAG